AUGUCUUUGCCAAAUCCUUUAGUCGAACACAAGGCGUUCUUUGUCGAGAAAGUCGGAGAAUUCAAACCGGCAGAAGGGAAGAAGAAUGGAAACGAGAGCGAGGCUUCCUCUGACACGACCAUCUCAGCUAGGAUACGCCCAAUCCUACACCAUGAGUGGGAAGCUGGCCAUGUCCCUGGUCUGUUCACUCGCGGCGAUGGAGGUGGCAACGUCGAUGUACACGAGCUUCGACUCAAGGUCAACGGACAGCCCGCUUUGAAUUCGUCUAGCUUCCUCGUCGACCGAGCAUACGGACCAGAGUGCACAACAAAAUCGAUGUACGACGACUUUGUUGCUCCUUUGGUGCCAUGGGCAUGGGGCGGUGGUAUUGGAACGUUCUUUGCAUAUGGUCAAACUGGGUCUGGCAAGACAUACACCGUGAACGAAAUGGAAACUUUUAUCGCUUCGGACUUAUUGGGUGGAAAUAUCCCUGGGCGGCGCAGCAUUCAUAUGUCUGUGUUUGAGCUGGCAGGAAAGGCUGCAUUUGCAUCGGAUCAGCGUCAUGGAAGAUUCAUUUGGAGAAACCCAAUUGGUGGGUAUAGUCGAACGCUCCCAUCGACGAUCGAGGAUUUCCUCGACCUGAUCAAGACAAGCAUGUCGUUCCGGCUUAGUGCCCCAACUUUGAAAAAUGAUGCCUCUUCGCGUUCACACGCCAUCUGCCGAAUCAGAAUCGAGAACAAAGAUGACCUUGAUUGCCCUGAUGGUCUCCUCUUUCUUAUCGAUCUAGCAGGUAGUGAGACAGCGGCUGAUUCCAGGGACCACACUCCAGAGCGCAUGAAGGAAACUAGGGAUAUCAACUCAUCCCUAUCAAUGCUCAAGGACUGCAUUCGAGGGCGAGCUACUUGGAACAUUCAAGAGAAUACGGCUUCCAGCACUAGCUCCAAACAUGUGCAUAUCCCGUUUCGCAAUACUACACUCACCAAGGUGCUGAAACACGUGUUUGACGUCAACAGCCAUCGUUCCUGCAAGACUGCCGUCGUUGCAUGCGUUAGUCCCAGCGCUAUCGACGCAAGUCAGGGGAAGAGCUCCCUUCGAUAUGCAGAGAUGCUCAGGGUCCAGUCCGGCUCGCCUGCUGUAGAUCCCUCGCAUGUUGCGCCUACUGAGUCCGGUGUCCAAAUAUGCAAGCUGCCCAAAAGCGAAUUUGUCUCCCGAUGCCUAAAGACUGCUGGAGUACGGCCCGAGCAGGCCAGAGCCUUUUUCGAUAAGAUAUGGCAGCUCCACGUUGAUUCCCGUUCCUCGAAUACUAAAAACGCCACAACAAACGAGACCAAGAAACCUUCCAUCCCCUUCAAAGAACGCCUCAAGCCUGGAAUGUUUGUGCGCGUUACCCCCCAGUCACCAAACGACCCGAUCCAAUUUCUCAUGCUGCUUGCUCCCGAAGGCGCAUUUGAUCCGACCACGACGAUUGCCAAGCACAAUGGCGACGGGUGUAGUUCUAAAUAUAUCUGUGCAGCAGUGGCCCCAUCAAUUAUGAUAGAUGCAUAUGAAUUGUAUGUGGCCCAGCAAAGAAUUGUAAAGAUCGAGGAUAUGGAGGCGGAGGUUUUGAUGGAAUAUGAUUCCGCCAUGAGGUACUACUUUAUCACCGUUUAA
Messenger RNA from Microsporum canis CBS 113480, 1629 nucleotides. RefSeq names its product kinesin motor domain containing protein. The record is from RefSeq and is a predicted model, not a curated record. Gene Ontology annotation, biological process: microtubule-based movement. Gene Ontology annotation, molecular function: microtubule motor activity; ATP binding; ATP hydrolysis activity. The transcript has 4 exons. The coding region runs from base 1 to 1629 and encodes 542 amino acids. Gene Ontology annotation, cellular component: spindle; microtubule; kinesin complex. NCBI's taxonomy places the organism in Eukaryota, Fungi, Ascomycota, Eurotiomycetes, Onygenales, Arthrodermataceae.